Messenger RNA from Branchiostoma belcheri (Belcher's lancelet), 4754 nucleotides. RefSeq names its product cAMP-specific 3',5'-cyclic phosphodiesterase 4C-like. The transcript has 23 exons. NCBI's taxonomy places the organism in Eukaryota, Metazoa, Chordata, Leptocardii, Amphioxiformes, Branchiostomatidae. Gene Ontology annotation, cellular component: perinuclear region of cytoplasm; nucleus; cytosol. Gene Ontology annotation, biological process: signal transduction. The coding region runs from base 382 to 3171 and encodes 929 amino acids. Gene Ontology annotation, molecular function: 3',5'-cyclic-AMP phosphodiesterase activity. The record is from RefSeq and is a predicted model, not a curated record.
ACGGAUCUGAGCUGUGCACGCGCCGACAUCGGCAACAUUCUUCGGAGGUCCGGAAUUUGAGCGGGCUGGCGAGUUUGGAGCGCAUGAUCGGCGGGUGGUCGCCAAGACGCGCACUUGUCUUGAGCCAUCAAGAGCGAGUUGUACAGGCAGGACCAUUGGAACAUACUAUCCUAUAGCCUCGGCCGUACGGAGUUCCCGCACACACAGGCUCGUGUGCGAAGGUUGACAGGGGUCAAAGUUGCCUGGUGUGCGACUGCGUCGUUCGGAGGGGAGGCGACAUAAGCAAACACAGCGCGACGGGCCAAACAGACCGUACGUUCAGCUGGAGUUGGUACGUGGUGAUUCCUGUCGUCUUUUCUCGUGUGGUCGCAAGGCUGAAACAUGGAGGGAGGAUCUGGUAAUACGGGGCAGGGGCAAGGGCCGCAGCAGCCGAGGCACCUCUGGGCGCACGCCGCCAAACGGGAGAUCCCCAUCACCUUUGGAUCAUCCUCCACGCCCGUAGUCGUGAAGAAGGAGACCGUGGACGGGAAAGGCCGGAUGCACCUGUCCCUGGAGCGGGUCCGGUCGCGAGAGCGCCCGCCCAUCCAACACUCGCGCAUGUCCUGGCCUCAGCUCUCAUCGCAAGCCUCGACUACCACCGGGCCGGGCCCGACACUCCAGCCGCAGGCCAGCAUCCAGCAGAGACGGAAGGGUGGCCGUUCAAUCACUCUGUCGUUCAGCCCCUCCUACAUCAACCGAACUGUCAAUCUUUCCUUCCAUCCAAAAUCAAGGCUGAAGAGCAGGAGUUUUGAGGACGGAAAGCCGCCGAGGAUCUGCCACCGUUGUGCAGUUAGCCAAGACCAAGACAACUCAAGAGGGCCCACAUUGAAACUGGGCUCUGGGCCCCAGAGGGUGGUGAUCCGAAAGCUGUACCAAGUGGGCCCCAGCAUUUCUGUUGAUUCGACGUCAGGUUUUGAUGUUGAGAAUGGUCCACCACCAAGUCGCAGUCCGUUGGAGGCGGCCAGCCCAUCUUCAGGCCUUAUUCUACAGGCCAACUUCCCCCAGCGAAGGGAGUCCUUUCUCUACAGGUCGGACAGUGAAUUCGAGCUGUCACCCAAGUCUAUGUCCAGAAAUUCCUCCAUCGCUAGCGAGACUUCUCAACAGCAACAACAACAACAACAAUGUCAACAACAACAAUGUCAACAACCCCAGCCCAACAAGCUCCCAUCCUCACGGAGGUCCUCUAUUGCCAGUAGUGUGCACGAGAGUGAUCUCAUCGUUACCCCAUUUGCACAGGUGUUAGCAAGUCUGCGUAGUGUUAGGAACAACUUCAUCUCAUUGACAAACGUUCCUGCAUCCAGCAGCCGACGCUCAUCUGUUGGGUCUCAGUCACAUCCGUCUCAGGGAACAAGUAGCUCAAGUAAUAACAAAUUAACGGUACCAGAUGAGAACCAAAGUAGACUAGCGAUGGAGACAUUAGAGGAGUUGGACUGGUGUUUAGACCAACUGGAGUCCAUACAGACACAUAGAUCAGUUAGUGAGAUGGCUUCUAGUAAAUUCAAAAGAAUGCUGAACAGAGAGCUGAGUCACUUCAAAGAAACAAGCAAAUCAGGAAACCAAGUCUCCGAGUUUAUUUGCAACACCUUCUUAGAUAAACAGCAAGAGAUCGACCUCCCCUCCCCAACAGAGAAGGACUCUCCUGAAGAGAGCAAACCCCCGGGGAGAACAAAAGGACCAUUGUCUCAUGUUUCAGCCCUUCUCAUCAUGCCAGAGUCUGUGACCAAUUUUGAGUCUGGCUUGAGAAAACUAAGACACGCCAACAGUUUCACAGGGAUUGUGCCCAGGUUUGGGGUGGAGGUUUCUGCGGACAGAGAGGACGAUUUGGCAAAGGAAAUGGACAUGUCCAAGUGGGGAGUUGACUGUUUUAAGAUAGACACACUGACCAAUGGAAGAGCUCUAACUGCCGUCACUUAUACCAUCCUCCAGGAACGUGACUUGAUCAAGACAUUCAAGAUUCCAGCCAACACGCUCAUCACAUAUCUCAUGACACUAGAGGACCACUAUCACAGAGAGGUCCCCUACCACAAUAAUCGGCACGCUGCCGAUGUCACACAGACCACUCACUACCUCUUAGGCAUGCAGGCUCUGGAGAAUGUCUUCACAGACCUGGAGAUUCUUGCCUCCAUCUUCGCCAGUGCAAUCCACGAUGUCGAUCACCCUGGAGUCAACAACCAGUUCCUUAUUGUCACAAGUUCAGAACUUGCUAUUCUGUACAAUGACGAGUCCUGUCUGGAGAACCACCACCUAGCCGUGGCCUUCAAACUGCUACAGGAGGAAAACUGUGACAUCUUCUGCAACCUGUCCAAAAAACAGAGGUCAACACUCAGAAAAAUGGUCAUUGACAUGGUGCUGGCCACCGACAUGUCCAAACACAUGAGUCUGCUAGCAGACCUGAAAACUAUGGUGGAAACCAAGAAGGUCGCUGGGUCAGGGGUGCUACUGCUGGACAACUAUACCGACAGAAUACAGGUUCUGCAGAACAUGGUACACUGUGCAGACUUGGGCAACCCGACCAAGCCACUGGAGCUGUACAGACAGUGGCUGGACAAGCUGAUGGACGAGUUUUACCACCAGGGAGACAGAGAACGGAACAAACAGCUGGAGAUCUCUGCCAUGUGUGACAGACAUAACGCCUCGGUGGAGAAGUCUCAGGUUGGGUUUAUAGACUUCAUCGUUCACCCCCUGUGGGAGACGUGGGCCGACCUGGUCCAUCCUGACGCCCAGUCCAUCCUGGACCAGCUGGAGGAGAACAGGGACUGGUUCGCCAGUCAGAUCCCCAUGAGCCCCUCCCCUGGACCGGACAGCAAGGAGAAGAACGGCAGCCAGGACUCUCCGUCACAUAAGGAACAGUUUCGCUUUGACAUGACUCCAGAGUUAGACGAGGAAGACAACCUAGAUGACGAUGAUGAUGAUGAGGACUCUGCCACGCCGGUCAACCCCUCCACCCCCACACCUCGCAGCCAGGAAAUUAGAAUCGAGUCAAGGAUCAGAGGUCAGCCACGCAUGGGGUCAGAGGACAGAGGUCAGCCGUGUAUGUUACCCCAGGGGUCAGAGGACAGUGAGAGUGAGAGCGAUCACAGUCACAUGAUUCCGUUCGCGCGCGAGGACAGUGCCGAUAUCGAAAGUGACUGACAGCGACGUGUCUAAGACUUCAAGGUUAUUCUCAAGGAGGAACAGACUACAAAAUGUUGUCAGCUCUUGUGGAAGCGUCCCACACAGGUUGGCUUCCACACGACGUUGACUCGUGGACAGGACUAACAACCCGGGACUCUGCAGGGUCUGAUUCGCUACCAGUGAACACUUUUUACACUACGCUUGGAGGGGAAUAUAACUGCAGGAAUGUUAGACAUGAAAGAAAAUAUUAUUUCAUUGUUGAGCCUAUAUCUGGAGUACCUACUUUUGGUUUUGUUUCACUUCUGGAAUUUGUUUUUGCCAUCUACUGUCAGACUGAGUUGUCAGUCAAACCUAGGGAACCAUACGACAUGACUGGAGUGUGGAGGAGGAGGGGAGAGAGCCUGAGCGAUAUUUGUUCAGCGACGGUCCGAAGAUUUUCUGCCGAGGAGAAAGAUACAAGGAGGGAACACCGCCCUUGAUGUUAAAGAAGUGAGAAUCAUAUCCAAUUUUACUUCGCAAUUUUGAAACUUUCUGUGACCUUUACAUUUGUAUAACCAUUCAUUGUUGCCCAGUGUCAUAGCGUAGCAAAAAUUAUUUUGGGUGCCUUUUUAUAGACUGUAAAUAAGUAUGGCCCAAGAGACUUAUAUAUAUAGUUGGACAGAAGACUUGAUGAGGGAAUGCCAACAUGUCACUGCGUAAUAUUGGAAACCUGGUAAUGAUAAUGACAUUGAAGGACACGCUACACUCUGUUACCUCCUUGUUGCUAGCUGGGCUGGUCUUUACCAGAUAGAAGGAGGCUCUGAAUGGACAAGAUCACAACUUUUCUCUACAAUGUAGUGCUUUGUAGUUAGUAGAAAUUAGUGAACUACUAUAAUGAUGAGUUCUCUGAGCAGAACUAACUAGUGCUGUUAACAGGUUAUACUGUGGUUCACUUUGUACAGAAAAGAAAGACUUAUCCACCAAUAUUCACAUGUAAUGAAAUUGACUUGUCCUGUGUACAAAGAACUGGUUUCUCUAACUGUGAAUCUGUCGAUGCAAAAGCGAACGAAAAUACAGACAACUUGUGAGGUACGAUACAACACUAGCAUGACUCAAAUCUCCACAUGUCCUACAGUCAGCUUAUCAUGUCAUUCACUCACUUUUAUAUGCACUCUGAAAGUACCCUGACCUGUAUUAUUUCUAACUGCAAGAAAAACGCACUCUGCUUCAUGUAAAUGUUAACUGUUAUCAUAAAGAUUUCACUUUUUUUAGGUUGUCCUUUCAUUUAGUGUCAAGUGAAAGAUACAUUUUGUAAUAUGAGGCUGUAAAAAAAUGGUCGAGCAGAAAUUUAGAACAGAAGUUCGCAAAUGUUGGAUUUCAUUUGGAAGGUUAUCUUUAAAUCAUGAGUUUAGCACCCUGGUUAAUGUACUAGGCUAUAGGACAUCUUGACAUUUGAGUCCUCUUUUCUGGUCUAUGCGGUAGAUGAUAUGUCUACUAGGUACAACACAGUGUUGAACACUUAUUGGGGCAGCUUAUUAUAUCCUAGGCCAUGUUGAUUUCAUUAUCUGGAUGACAUCCUAUACAUGUAGGAACCCUAAAACUGACGCGAGCGUGUAAACAAA